AUGAAUGAUGAACUAACUGCUUUAAAAAAUAAUAAUACAUGGGAUUUAGUCCCACUUCUAAAUGAAAAGAAAGCUAUUGGUUGCAGGUGGGUUUACAAAACAAAGUUGAAUCCGAAUAGAACAGUGGAAAAAUACAAAGCGAGUCUAGUUGCAAAGGGUUACAACCAAAAGAGUGGAAUUGAUUUUCAUGAAAGCUUCUCUCCCGUUGCCAAAACUGUUACGGUAAGACUAUUUCUUGCUUUAACUUCAGUUAAUAACUGGUUCUUCCUCCACGAGGAGACGAUGUCCCAACAAGAAUAUCGAACUUGCGAGAAGGCCCCGGAGAUUGAGGGUGCCAUUGAGUUUCGGAGAUGUGGAUGGGAGGCCAUAUGGUGGCGCUCUGAUUUGAGUCGAGACUACGUCCGGAUUUAUGACAAAGAUGAGGCAGUUGUACUUGUGCGUUCCCACGAGGCUAUGAUCCAGUGGAUUGGAAGUUCAUCUGCAGACACUAGUACUUCCCCAAGAGCUUCAAGUCAAGAUGAUAAUGAAGAAAAUGAUAGAGUAAGAGUAGAAGAUGAAAUAUUGGAACAGCCUAUUAGUAAUCUUGAGGAUGAAGUGGUCCAAGUGGAUAAUGAAGAAAAUGUUAGAGUGAGAGUAGAAGAUGAAAUAUUGGAACAAACUAUUAGUAAUCUUGAGGAUGAAGUGGUCCAAGUGGAUAAUGAAUAA
Molecule: messenger RNA, 705 nt
Organism: Impatiens glandulifera
Lineage: Eukaryota; Viridiplantae; Streptophyta; Magnoliopsida; Ericales; Balsaminaceae
Exons: 4
Coding region: 1-705 (234 amino acids)
Source: RefSeq, a predicted model, not a curated record